GUGUGAGCGAAUCUACUGUAUAUUGCCUCUUAGUAUUCCUCCGCUCUGCACCCGAAGCUGCCACAACCGUCUGCACUUGCACCACUCCGCACCAAAGUUCACCUAUAACACACCCGGUGAUGGCAGCAUAUUACGCUACUCCCUCCAGUUCCGUGGUCGCCCACACCUCCGCCUUGCAACCAUAUGGGCAAUACUCUGAGCAGGGCGGUCCAAACACAAGUGUUAACGUCUAUGAUCUGCCUACGGACUCUGAAAAUGAGGCUGAAGUGGAUGAACUGGAGUCUGACACCGAUCCCGAAGACGAGCUCGCCGCAAGCGCUUCCGCUAACCAGAAGAAGAGCGGACGACGACUGGGGGAACGUGCUCCCGGUACAACUCUUCUACCCGCUUCCAAAGUAGAGAACAUGGUUCAGCCGGAUACUAGCGUUUCGAUGUCGAAAGAAGCGGUGUUCAUCUUGUCAGUUGCAACGGAGGAAUUCAUAAAACGAAUGGCACAAGCUGGACAGCGCCAGGCGUCCGCAAAGCGUCGAGGGACUGUGAAUUACGCAGAUUUGGCGUGCUCUACCCAACAAUAUCAGGAGUUCAUGUUUUUACAAGACACGAUACCUGAACCAAUAUCCAUAGCAGAGGCACUUGAGAGACGGGCAAUGAAGGAGAAGGAAGUCUUGGAAGCCAAUCCGGCAAUGUCCACCACCCAUCGACAGUCACCUCCUUUCAUAGCAGUAUCUGCACCCCAGUUAAACGGGAAGUCAAAAGCCAGGCCAAGGCCACCAGUCCAUAAUGGCCGAGAAACGUCAAGUGCAAGUGCAAACGGAAGUUCGAGGAGGGAACAUAGACGGAACGAGGACGGUAUGGACAGUGUUGUAUCAAGAAGUCGAAGCACGAGAGUCGCGCAGGAGGAUCGUUAUGUCGGACCAGAAGAGCACAUGUCAAGUGACGUGGGCAAUGAAUAUCAGGCGGCUACAUCACCCAGACGUUCAACCGUGGGCCUCCAGGAGACAGCUCGGUCAUCUCACGACUUUGCACCCAAUUGGCCUGGUCAUUACACUGGCCCCGCAAGCGGCUUUCUACAAGAUCCACAUGGAGGGUUUAGCAGAGGAAUUACUAGUCAGAAUCCCGGCCGUACUAUCUACUCACAACAACCACGUCCAGAAAAUGGUUCUUACCAGUAGCAUGUGUUGAAAUGGCACACCUUGUUUCCUCUUGAUUGUAUUUCUUUGACGCAGUCAUAACCUGGUAAAUCGUCCUACUUACGACAUAAGAUAGUCCUCAAACA
Messenger RNA from Suillus paluster, 1276 nucleotides. RefSeq lists its product as uncharacterized. The transcript is spliced from 5 exons. Gene Ontology annotation, cellular component: nucleus; CHRAC. The coding region runs from base 120 to 1172 and encodes 350 amino acids. Gene Ontology annotation, molecular function: protein heterodimerization activity. The record is from RefSeq and is a predicted model, not a curated record. NCBI's taxonomy places the organism in Eukaryota, Fungi, Basidiomycota, Agaricomycetes, Boletales, Suillaceae.